Messenger RNA from Schistocerca piceifrons (Central American locust), 998 nucleotides. It is a transcript of the gene Prosalpha7, whose product is annotated as proteasome subunit alpha type-3. The record is from RefSeq and is a predicted model, not a curated record. Lineage: Eukaryota; Metazoa; Arthropoda; Insecta; Orthoptera; Acrididae. Gene Ontology annotation, cellular component: proteasome core complex, alpha-subunit complex; synapse; nucleus. The transcript is spliced from 6 exons. Gene Ontology annotation, biological process: ubiquitin-dependent protein catabolic process. Bases 137 to 904 code for a protein of 255 amino acids.
UAUCUUCGAUAUUCAAAACUUUGAAUCCACAGACAGUCUGUUGUUUCACGAAAAACAAUUUGCCGUAUCACCGUGUGUUGUGGACGACGAAUUGUAGUUUUGUUAUCGUUUGAGGAAAAAGAAGAACAUAAUCAACAUGAGCUCUAUAGGAACGGGUUAUGAUCUUUCCGCAUCGCAGUUCUCGCCAGAUGGUCGUGUUUUUCAGGUGGAAUAUGCACAGAAAGCAGUGGAUAACAGUGGUACUGUAAUAGGCCUGAGGGGAAAAGAUGGCGUUGUAUUUGCCGUCGAAAAACUUGUCACUUCAAAAUUGUAUGAGCCAGGUGCGAACCAAAGAAUAUUCAAUAUCGACAAACAUGUUGGAAUGGCUGUGGCUGGUUUGAUAUCAGAUGCACGCCAGAUUGUGGAGACUGCCCGGACAGAAGCAGCCAAUUACCGCGCCCAGUAUGGAGAUGGAAUCCCACUGCGUCACUUAGUGGACAGGGUUGCGGGCUACAUGCACGCUUACACUUUGUAUAGUGCUGUGCGUCCAUUCGGAUGUAGUGUGGUUCUUAGCAGCUACGAACCUGUUGAUGGGCCUGCUAUGUUCAUGAUUGAUCCUUCAGGAGUUUCCUAUGGCUACUAUGGCUGUGCUGUUGGUAAAGCAAAACAGGCUGCAAAAACAGAGAUCGAAAAGCUGAAGCUGAGUUCCAUCAGUAUCAAGGAUCUGGUGAAGGAUGCUGCAAAAAUAAUCUACCUUGUCCAUGAUGAGCUGAAGGACAAGCAGUUUGAACUUGAAUUGAGCUGGGUAGGAAAUGUAACCAAAGGUCUGCACGAGCGUGUGCCCGCACCUGUCUUCGCAGAAGCAGAGAAGGCAGCCAAAGCUGCGAUGGAGGACGACUCUGACUCAGACACGAUAGACACGUGAUUGUCUUCUGCGAAGACUCAUUUUGUGCCUGUCCAACUUUAAUGUGCUCAUUCAUUAUUUUAAUAGUUUCUGGAAUAAAAUACUGGAAGCCUCA